This is a messenger RNA of Amblyraja radiata (thorny skate), 1601 nucleotides long. RefSeq names its product HemK methyltransferase 2, ETF1 glutamine and histone H4 lysine (gene hemk2). The record is from RefSeq and is a predicted model, not a curated record. Gene Ontology annotation, molecular function: protein methyltransferase activity; S-adenosylmethionine-dependent methyltransferase activity; nucleic acid binding. Gene Ontology annotation, biological process: methylation. Bases 593 to 1231 code for a protein of 212 amino acids. Gene Ontology annotation, cellular component: eRF1 methyltransferase complex. The transcript has 7 exons. NCBI's taxonomy places the organism in Eukaryota, Metazoa, Chordata, Chondrichthyes, Rajiformes, Rajidae.
UGCACGUUGAACACGGAACGCAAGAUAUCAGGAGAAUCGCACGGAGAAAAACCAAAGAUCGCUCCGCUAUAGGAUCUUUGGAGAAAACCGCGGAUGCUGGUUUACAAUACAACAACAAAAAACCCCUACAAAGUGCUGGAGUAACUCAGGGGGGGAACAGCGCUACGUAACCCGCGGGGACGUUGCCCUGGCGACCGGAGUCUGAGGCUGCUGAGGACAGCCGAAGGCCCAAGUCUCAGCCCCGCCCGGGUGUCGGAUCGCUGCUCCUCCUGGAUCCUUGGGGCUGAGCUACCGGGGAGCCGUCAGCGACCGGCGUCUCCCGGCGAUGAGCCGUCGUGGUCGGUGAUCACUCUACUGAAGGCCGGCCUGGGAUCGGGGACAUUCGCAGCACAUGUGUCCGACUGUAGACAGCGUGGGUCGCCUCCGGCCAACUGUACCAUCGCCGCAGAUAAUGAUCCUUAUCAAUCCAAAACCCCAGUCGUAGUUAUCCAGGAACAAGUUAAAAGUAACUUAAUUUGGAGCUGUGCUCUAAUUUCAUCGACCCGACAAAACACCGUACAUAUAUAUCUAUAUAUCAAUCUCAAUUUGGAGGAUGUUUUCAACACCUUACAGUACCCAUGUUGGCCAUGGAGAAUAUGCUGACAUAUAUGAUCCAGCAGAGGACACCUUCCUAUUAAUGGAUGCCUUAGAAAAAGAUGUGAAAGAAAUACAGAAGCUCUGUCCCGGUAUUUGCCUUGAAGUUGGAACAGGAUCUGGUGUUGUUUCUGUGUUCCUAGCUUCCAUGGUUGGACCUACCUCAUUAUAUCUCUGUACAGAUAUUAACUCCUUGGCUGCUGCUUGCACGUUGGAAAGUGCCAGGCAAAAUGGGGUGAACAUCCAGCCAAUCAUUACUGACCUGGUCACAGGAUUAUUGCCACGACUGCAAAAUCAAGUAGAUGUGUUGAUAUUUAACCCACCUUAUGUUGUAACUCCCUCAGAAGAAGUUGGUAGUCAUGGUAUAGAGGCAUCUUGGGCUGGUGGUGAAAGAGGUCGUGAAGUAAUGGAUAGGUUUUUUCCUCAAGUCUCAAGCCUCUUGUCCAGUCAAGGAAUAUUUUAUUUAGUUACAGUUCAGGAGAAUGAUCCAGAGGAAAUAAUAGAGUCGUUGAACAAUUUUAAUUUGAAAGGGACUGUGUUUAUUUCAAGGCAAGCUGGGCGAGAAUGUCUAUCUGUGCUCAAAUUUUGGAAAGCCUGAUUGUUGAGUUCUGGUUUUCCCCGUUCAUCAAAAGCUCAAGAAACCAUUCACCGAGGCUGCAAAGGAAUGGACUAUUGCUUUCAUUAUGGCUGCCCAGGGAAAUCUGAGCAAUAGCUUCAGAGCGCUGUAGUCCAAUUAAAAUACAGCUGAACAUCGAGAACAAUUUCCAUGGAAAACUGGAGAUGGUUCAUUACUAUGACUGGAUACUUAAAACUGCUCCUCAGAAGACUUGAAAUAUAGAGGCAAUUUUGAAUGCAAGUUUUGAAGGUCAAUGAUUUCAUAUUAUACUUAAAAUUGCUUGAGGCAAAUCAAAAGAAAGUGUAUAUUGGUAACUUGCACGGUGCCUGAAUAAAUCAGUUAUUAUAACAUG